AUGCCGCGAAACGCUCGAGGAAAGCAGCAACAGCAGCAGCAGGCGCAGGAUUAUAGUCACACCAAAUACAGUAACGAGAACCCUAACAUAGAGGUCUACGUGAAGCCCAAGUUCGACGAAGCUUCCGGAUCUGUCUCCGCGCCCUCGCGCAGGACCGGCGCAGGGGGAGGGUUGGGGGAAGGGGGAAACGCAGGGGGGGCGGAGGCUCCGGAAGGUGCGGCAGCGAGCGCUGCUGCUGGCGGAAAGGUUGGCGGAAGGACUGGCGGAGGGGUUGGCGGAGGGGCGGGAGGAAGCGCGGGCGGGGGGAAAUCCGCGGGCGGAAGGAAGCGGAGGGGCGGGGUGGCGGUGGGUCUGGCGGACUUGGAGCAAGGGCGGGUGUUUAAGCAAGGCGCGCCGUGCGAGUGCCAGGCGGCGAUCCAUCACUUAGUUAACAACUGCUUAGCGUGUGGGAAGAUCGUGUGCGAGCAGGAGGGCGAAGGGCCGUGUAAGUUCUGCGGCGUUUUAGUGCUUAGAGGGUCGGAUAGUAUGGGGGAUGCGGCGCCAGGGGUGGGAAUGGAGGGGGAAUGGGAGGAAUGGGAGGAGGUGGGAGGAGCAGCAGCAGGGACAACGGAAGCUGAGGCGAAGGCUCUAGCGUUUAGGGAUAGACUGGUGGAGUAUAAUCGUACGUCGGCCCAACGGACGGUCGUGAUCGACGAUCAGAGCGACUAUUUUAAAUCCAACGGUGCAGACGGGGACGGGGACGCUUGGCUGACGAAUGAGGAGAGGGAGAUUUUGAGGAGGAGAGAGGAGGAGAGGGAGAGGGAGGAGGAGGAGAGGAGGAGGAGGGUGGUUGUUACGCUCGAUCUGAUUGGUCGACGGGUUCUCGUGGCGGAUAGCCCUGGAGCUGACGUGGCAGGGGGUGGAGCUGUCGUGGCAGGGUCUGAGGGAGCCAAACCAGGGCAGAAAGGUUCUGAGAAGCAGACAAAGGCUGCAAGUGGGGGGGCAAGUGGGAGGCGAGGGGGAGGUAGAACUGGUGUAGGCAGUAUCUUCCUGAUGGGGGGCCAAGGAGACAAGGAGCAAGGAGAGAGGGACCAGAUCCCAACAAUGAAGCAGGAAGUGGUUUCAGGGAUAAAAGUGCUUAUAAAGGGGGAAGGUGGGGGUGGGGGAGGUUCGGCAGCGGGUGGAUCAGGCCGAAACCUCCCAAUUGCAGCUCCCGUGUUUGUUAAACCAAGCAGUGCUAACAGUAGUACCAAUGGUGCUAGUGGUACUGGUGGUGCUGCUGUUGCUGGUGGUGCUGCUGCUGGUGGUGCUAGUUCAAAUGAGGCAACUGGGCAAGGCAAGAAGGGCGGUAAGGGGAAGAAGGGGCAGCAGGAGCAGCAGCACGUGAAGGAGCAGGAGAGUGACAGAAGGAGAGGUGCUUAUAAGGAGGGCAUGGCGAGGCUUCAGCAUGAUUCCCCACUGAUGGAAGCUAUGAGGGAGAUAGAGGAGGAGGUGGGGGGGAGGAGCGGGGGGGGCGGGAACAGAAGGACCCGCGACCGCUGCGUGGAGUGCUUCAUUCGCCGCUCGCGCAAGACCGGCACGUUCACGCUGUUUCUGGGCGUGCCGCCGAAUUCGACGGAAAACGGCAAGUUCCUGCUCGCGGCGCGCAAGUGCGGCUGGCGGCCGUCAAGCCCGCGUUUUCUCUCGGCGCGGCGUCGCUGGCGCACGGCGGAAGCAGCAGCAGCAGCCGCAAGGUGCAUCCCCGCGGAGCCGCUUUUUCCGCCAACGGUUACCACCACUGUAACCACUGUAGCAAUCGGUGUGGUAACCACCAUUGUGGUUACAACUGUGGCAGCAGCAGCACGGGCAGCAGAGGGGCCGGCACCCCUGUCGCGUGUAACAGUAACUUGGGCAGCUUUAACGGUUCCAGCUGUAGCGGCGCCAGCUGUAGCAGGGGUAGCGACGGGACAGGAUUACUCGGCGCAGGUAUUACCAGCAGUAGUGGCAGCGGCAGCGCCAUUGGUGGUCGGGGCGAUUGUAACGGCGCAAAUGACGCUGACACGGCCACGUCAGCAGCGGUAUCCUGCAUCGGCAGCCCCUUCCCCGGAAGCAGCGCGCACAGCUGCGGGGGAGGCGCAGGUGGGGGAAGCAGCGGGGGGAUUGGCGGGGGAAGCGGCGGGGGGAGCGGGGGAAGCGGGGGGAGUAGCGGGCCGCACCCCUCCCCCUGCUACCCCUUCCCCCGCAACUGCUGCCGUCCUAGCCGCUGGUGCUGCCGCUGCUGCCGCCACCUCCCCGCUCCUCUCCUCCCUCUUCCAUUCCAACCGCUAUAGUCACACUCGCUACAGUAACCACUCGUGCGAUCUCCCAGAGGAACAAAAAUCGGAUGAGCAAGCACCUGGCCAAUCCCAGCCUCCCACGUGUACCUCCUCUUUCACCCCUUCCCCGCUUCCCCGCCCCUCCUGGCCCUCAUCCCCCGCUUCUUCCCCCGCCGCCGCCCACCCAGCUGGCGCAACCUCCGCCCCGCCCCACUUCCCCGCCCCUUCCGCCCUCCACUCCCCCGCUUCCCCCCCUGACGUGCUAAUUGCCCCCACAGGCUCCUCCGCUUCUCCCUCCCCUUCCGCUUCCGCCUCAGCCGCUCCCCCCUGCCCCGCUUCCGCCUUCCCCCCUUGCUUGGAGCUUCCCUCUUCCGCGCUGUCUUCCGCCUCCCCCGCCGCCCGUUCUUGCGCAUACAGGCUCAAGAGUGGGGAAGAGAUGGGUGCGGGAGAGAGCAUGGGGAGCAGUGGUAAGGAGGAGAGCGAUGAGCAGCAGAGCAUGCGAGAGGAGGGUGUGGAAGAAGGGGGGCAGUGGGAGAAGAAGAGUCAAGAGGAGAGCAGUCCGGAGGACGGGAGUUUAGAGGAGGGGAAUCAGCAGGAGGAGUGUGGGGAUUGGCCGACAGACGGCGCGUGUGAGCAGCAGGAGAGCAGUGGAGAGGGAAGGAGUGAGCAGGAGGGCAAUCAGGCUGCGACUCCCCCAUUUGCUGCUUCGUCUGCCCCGUCUCUUGCCGCCCUUCCUGCUGCUCCUUCUGCUUCUGCUGCUCCUUCCCCUGCUGCUGCGCCUCCUGCUUUCAAUGCAGAGGCAGAUGCGGAGGGUGACACUGAGGGUGACUUAGCAUCAGUGAAGAAUUUUCAGCUGAUAGAGGGGGGCGGGCCGGGGAACGACUCGGACAAGCCGGUGCUGCUGCAGUUCGGGAAGAUUGGCAAGGACACUUUUACUAUGGACUACAGAUAUCCACUCACGGCCUUCCAGAUUGGCAAGGACACGUUCACCAUGGACUACAGAUACCCGCUUACUGCCUUCCAGAUCACGACCGGCGCAGGGGGAGGGUUGGGGGAAGGGGGAAGCGCAGGGGGGGCGGAGGCUCCGGAAGGUGCGGCAGCGAGCGCUGCUGCUGGCGGAAAGGUUGGCGGAAGGACUGGCGGAGGGGUUGGCGGAGGGGCGGGAGGAAGCGCGGGCGGGGGGAAAUCCGCGGGCGGAAGGAAGCGGAGGGGCGGGGUGGCGGUGGGUCUGGCGGACUUGGAGCAGGGGCGGGUGUUUAAGCAAGGCGCGCCAAGGAUUGACAAGGAGAGGGGUUCGAGAGGAGGUGAGGUGGGGAAUCAAGGAGUGGGGUAUAGAGGAGUGAUUGGGGGAGGGACGGCAGGAGGGGGAUUGGAUUCUCGGGAGAAUCGGGAUAGGGACGGCCCGUGUGGCAUCCCUGCUGACCUGGCGGGGCUUGCUGACCUGGCAGACGAUGAAGCUGACGUGGAUGGGAGGUUUGACAUCUGUGUACAGACGGAUCAGCGGGGAGGGCUGCUGAGAGGAGUGGGAGGAGCGGGAGGAGUGAGGGGGUCUGAAGCUGGUAUUGAUGGAGGGAGAGGGGGAGUGUUGCAGGAUGGAAUGCUUGAGAUUGUGAAGGAGUGCCGUCGCCUUGGCCUGGGGCCGGGAGGAUUUUACCGCCCGAAAUUUCUCAACGGCGGGCAGAUGAAACUUCACAUGAUGUGUCUUGGGCAGCAGCACUGGGAGCCAAAUCUCCGAACCUACCAGCCCCGCCGAACCUAUGUAGAUGAUGCCAAACCUCCCGCUCUCCCCCUCUCCAUCUCUUCCCUUGCUGUACAAGCCGUUUCUGCUGCCCAAACUGCUGUCCGAGCCGCCUCGGGCAGCAGCAACAAAAGCAUCCUCCCGGACAUGACCCCCUCGGUCUGCAUCGCAAACUUUUACUCUCCCCGGCGCGGAGCCCUCGGCAUGCAUCAGGACAAGGACGAGCCGCCCGCAUCGAUCCGCCGGGGGGCGCCAGUCGUCUCCUUCUCCGUGGGAGACUCGGCGGAUUUCCUAUUCGGGUGGCAAAGAGACCCGGAGAAAGCAGCGAAGGUGGUUCUAGAAUCAGGAGAUGUGGUGGUGUUUGGGGGCCCGUCCCGGUUGAUGUUCCAUGGCGUGCCAUGUGUGCAUGGCGGGACGGCGCCUGAUUGGUUGGCUCAGGAGACCGGGCUGCGGCCGGGCAGGCUUAAUCUGACGGUCAGGGAGUUGUAG
Molecule: messenger RNA, 4500 nt
Organism: Closterium sp. Naga37s-1
Lineage: Eukaryota; Viridiplantae; Streptophyta; Zygnematophyceae; Desmidiales; Closteriaceae
Source: the annotation of a GenBank genome assembly